AUCAUCAUUAAUUGAAAAAAAAAAAAAAAAAAGGUUUCAACGAAAAAGAAAACAAAAAAGUUGAAUACAUCACCAAUUUUUCAACAUUGACUUUUCAACCUUUUCCCAGUUGUUUGUUCGGUAACAUAGUUAAUCUAAGUGGGUUGCAAUCCUGUUUCGUCUUUGAUUCUCUUUUGCAUUUCCUUUUAUUUUACCCUUCUGAUCUCCUUUUUCUUUGUUGUAUCCAUUGUUGUUUAUUCAAUCUAAUUUUCUUUUCGUUUUUCUGUCUUACCUGGUAUCUUUAUUUCAUUUAAACACUGGAACUUGGUAUAUUUUGGUUUUUUUCCUUUGAUUCUUUUUAUUUUUUCCCAAAUUUUGAUCUUACUCUAUUUGUUUUUCUUUAUUUUUUUGUUCUCUUUUUUCAUCUUUUACGAUGGCUUCUCAAAUACUUCAUCCCACGGUCCCUACCCAUCCUGUUAUAGUAUCAACUCCUUCGUCAACUCCAUCUUCUGUUCCUUCAAAUAACAUAUCUUCUGCAUCAAAUAAUAUCCCAUCAACAAUGCCUGCUUCAUCCCACUCAAGGUCAAAUAGUGUUCAUUCAACAUCAUCUGCAGUAACCAAUGGCUCCAUUAACGCCAGUAACCCCACCAUAACAACUUCAACUUCAAAUAAUCAAAACCCCAAUUAUAAUAUAAACGCUAAAAGAAUUCAUAGAGAAGUUAGAUUUGGUUCUUAUAUCUUAGGUUCAACUUUAGGUGAAGGAGAAUUUGGUAAAGUUAAAUUAGGUUGGCGUAAAGAUGGUAAACAACCAAGUCAGGUUGCAAUCAAAUUAAUUAAACGUGAUACUAUCAUGAAAGAUUCUGAACUGGAAAUUAAAAUUCAUCGUGAAAUUAACUCUUUAAAAUUAUUAAAUCAUCCAAAUAUUGUAAAUUUAGUUGAAGUUAUGAAAAGUGGUAAAUAUAUUGGUAUUGUUCUUGAAUAUGCAUCUGGUGGUGAAUUAUUUGAUUAUAUUUUACAUCAUAAAUAUUUAAAAGAAAAUAUUGCCAAAAAAUUAUUUGCCCAAUUAGUUAGUGGUGUUGAUUACAUGCAUUCAAAAGGUUUAAUUCAUCGUGAUUUGAAAUUGGAAAAUUUACUAUUAGAUAAACAUAAAAAUGUCAUCAUUUCUGAUUUUGGUUUUGUUAAUUCUUAUAAUAAAGAAAAGAAUGAUUUAAUGAAAACUUCUUGUGGUUCUCCUUGUUAUGCUGCUCCUGAAUUAGUUUUAACUCAAUCUCCUUAUGAAGGUAAAAAAGUUGAUAUUUGGUCUUUAGGGGUUAUACUUUAUGCAAUGUUAUCUGGUUAUCUACCCUUUGAUGAUGAUCCUGAAAAUGAAGAUGGAUCAGAUAUUGUUAAAUUAUAUCAUUAUAUUUGUAAAACUCCUUUAACUUUCCCAGAAUAUGUUAGUCCAUUAGCAAGAGAUUUGUUAAGAAAAAUAAUUGUACCGGAACCAAAGAAAAGAAUUAAUAUUGAUGCAAUUAGAAAUCACCCUUGGUUAAGUCCUUAUGUUAAUUUAUUGUCAAUUAGACAACCUGAAUGGGAUAAAAUUCAUAAAGAAAGUAAAGAUAGAAAUUCAACUCAUCUUUUAUCAAAUAAUAAAAAUAAAAGAUUCUCAAUGAUUAAUGAAAGAACUAAUUCUUCAAGUUUAAUGAUGAAUUCUCAUGCAAGAUCUUAUUCAAGUACAAAUAUUAUUUAUAAUAGUAAUACUUCUGUUCCAACAACUAGCUCAUCUUUUGCUAAUGCUAUCGCUUUACCAGAAAAUGAAUCUCCUAGAUCUCAACAUGUUAAUUCAUCUGCAUCUUCAAUAUCAAAUUCUUCACCUUCUGGUAUUGUACAAAAUAAUAAUAAUGCUAAUUAUAUUCAUAAUCCAAAUAUUAAUAAUAAUAGCAAUAGUACAAUCACCUCAUCUCAUGUUUCAAAUCACUCUCCAACAAAACAACAAAUCUUUAAUAAUUCUGGUUAUGUUCGUGGUCAUGCUAAAUCUGCUUCAAUUUCGAAUACUUAUUCCCCAGCAAGUACUGCUUUGAAAGCAGUGGUAACUGAAAGCAAUAAUAAUAAUAGUACUAAUAAAAGAAGUUCAACCUCUUCUAUUGAUUUAUCAAUGGCUGCAAAUCAUUUACCUACUUAUUUACCAAGAGCUUCAACUUAUACCGGUACUAUUGGUACCAUUGUUGAAAGUCCAACAAAACCUCCAACAUCAAAUACUUCAUCAACAAAUGGUUUCAUUAAUACUAGUGCAAAUAGUAGUAAGAAUGGAUCGUCUAGAGAAUCAAACAGAUUACCUCAUACCAAUAAAAAACCAAGACCAACCUCCUAUCAUCCAUCUUCAAUGUCAUCUGCAUAUGCAAGUGCUGGUACAUCAAAUUCAAAUACCAAUUUAUCAAAUAAGAGUAAUGAUGAUAAUACUAACUUCAUUAAAAUUUCUUCUCCUGCUAAUUUGCCAUAUUCUCAAUUUUUAUCAACUUCACCAACUAAAAAUUCUCCAAUUUCAGAAAAUUCUGGUAAUUUAGAGAGAUCAAGUAAUAGUCCUAAUUCAGGUGUUAAAUCUGAUGUGGCUUCAAGAAGAAAUUCAGUAGUCACUCAUAUUCACGUUAAUGGCGUGUUAACAAGUGAUACGAAUUUAAAUAAUAGUGAGAAUAAAAGAAAUUCUGUCUUGAGUUAUUUAGAAGAUAAAAUGGAUACUUUAGAACUUAGUGAUCUGCAUAGUCCUCAAAAGUCUCAAAAAUUAAAUAACUCAGAUUUGGUAGAUACUUCUGCAAUUGAAACCAAAGUAACCAAUGCAUCAACCCCUCAAAUAAGUCAACCACCUACUUUUGCAGUUCCAACUACUUCUCCAACUGUUAAGGUCAAAGAAAAGGAAUUAGUUGAUUCGAAACCAAUUGAAAAUAAAAAUAAAGACGUACCUAAUGGAAAGGAUAAUGGAAAGUGUAAUGAAGUCACUGAUAAAAAAGAAGAGGCUCCCCAAUUUAACUCUGAGUCCGAAAAAGAUGGCAAAGAUUCAAAUAAGGAAAAUAAAGAUUCAAAGAAGCGUAAUAGAUUCAGCAUUUUAUCUUUCUAUAACACCUAUAACUCAUCAACGUCCAACGUAUCAUCAAACGCUCCCAGCUCUGGAACUCACACUCCGAAUUCAUCGAAAAGAGUUUUGGAGCCUUCAAGCGAGGGAAAUGUUCAAGCAUCGUCUAAUAAAGAUCAAAAAAGAGUUGGAUCAGCAUCUUCUUCCACUUCAAGAAGAUCAACCAGUCAAAACGGAUCAACUGGCUCUUCCUCUGUUAAUGGCAAGGAAGCCAGUGCGGCCCGUAAAGUCAUGGAUUUCUUCAAAAGAAGAAGUAUUAGAAUCGGUUAAUAUUUUCUGAAAGAAACUUCAUCAAAUUGAUUUGGCAUUAAUCUGGAAUUUUGCUAAAUGGUUUUGCUUAACUUUUAAUAUGCUUGUAUAUUAUUCAGGGAUCCUAUAUAUACAUUUACUGUUUUUAUGGUUCAAUUCAUUUUGAUUUCUCUUUUCCUAAUAUCCAUUUUUAUUCCCCCAAAAUCUUAAUUUUUUUAUUUCAUAGUCUCACUAUUCUUUUUACAACCUAUCUCAUAUUCUU
Messenger RNA from Hyphopichia burtonii NRRL Y-1933, 3596 nucleotides. RefSeq names its product protein kinase. The transcript has 3 exons. The record is from RefSeq and is a predicted model, not a curated record. Gene Ontology annotation, cellular component: cytoplasm. The coding region runs from base 413 to 3355 and encodes 980 amino acids. Gene Ontology annotation, molecular function: ATP binding; tau-protein kinase activity; protein serine/threonine kinase activity. Lineage: Eukaryota; Fungi; Ascomycota; Pichiomycetes; Serinales; Debaryomycetaceae. Gene Ontology annotation, biological process: protein phosphorylation; intracellular signal transduction; microtubule cytoskeleton organization.